Messenger RNA from Ictalurus furcatus (blue catfish), 1793 nucleotides. RefSeq names its product glutathione peroxidase 9 (gene gpx9). Gene Ontology annotation, molecular function: glutathione peroxidase activity. Gene Ontology annotation, biological process: response to oxidative stress. The transcript is spliced from 5 exons. NCBI's taxonomy places the organism in Eukaryota, Metazoa, Chordata, Actinopteri, Siluriformes, Ictaluridae. The record is from RefSeq and is a predicted model, not a curated record.
CAAGGAUGGGGUGGUGUGAUGUGGCCUGUUACUGUUACCACCCUGAAGUUGAUUAUUUUCCUAAAACAGCAUGUACUCAAGGGAUUUAUUCCUUUUGAACUACAGAGAUUUGCCAAUGCUUAUAAUUUAUUUUGCGAUUUUUAUCCACUUAUAGUUAUUUCAUGUUAAUUUAAUGUCACAAUGAUGAAUACAUUUUCAUAUCGGUCGAUCAGUCAAGGGUAGUGGUGGCUCAAUGGUUAAGGAUGGUUAAGGUUGCUGAACUGGGUUAGUGAUCAGAAGGUCAGGGUUCAAGCCCCAGCACCUCCAAGCUGCCACUGUUGUGUCCUUGCUCCAGUGGUGCUGUAUCAUGGCCUACACUCUGAUCCCAACUUCCUAACAAGCUGGGAUAUGUAAAGAAAAGAAUUUCACUGUGCUGUAAUGUAUAUGUGACAAAUAAAUGCUUCUUAUUCUUCUUCUACAGCAGUUUGGCCCACUGAGUCAGGUUGAAACCUAUUGUAACCAAAUCACAACAUGUCACACAACCACCUGGAUGGAUGUUAAAUACACCUAUGCAGGUUCUAGACCCUGGCAAGCCCAGGAUCUGCCAACAUAAAACCCACACACAAAACAAAACAAAAUAAAGUCAGCAUGUCAGUUCACAAACAGGGUUAAAUUACAAUAGAGGCACCCGAGUGGAACAACUGCUGAGCCAUGAGUUUGUAGGAUUGUGAAUAAAGCUGGACUGGUGGCCUUGCAGAAGCUUAUUUUAACUCUAACCAGGGUACUGGAUCCACACGUAGAAGAUAUGGCGAGCAGUUCAGUUUACAACUUCACCAUGGACUCACUGGAAAGGAAAUCUGUUUCUCUGGGGGUUUACAGGGGGAAAGUGCUUCUCAUCGUCAACGUGGCCACCUUCUGAGGCUCCACUGUCAAGGAGUACCACAGGCUGAAUGCACUCAUGGACAGAUUCAGUGGUGAGAACUUCACUAUUCUGGGAUUCUCAUGUAAUCAGUUUGGACUACAGGCACCAGAGGAGAAUCAUGAGACUUUGGACAUCCUGCGGUGUGUCAGACCUGGAGGCGGUUUCAUCCCAAAGUUCCCCAUGUUCGGUAAAAUCGAGGUUAAUGGGCUGAAUGAGGAGCCUCUGUACUCCUUCCUGAAGGCGUCUCUGCCUUCUGUGAACCCUGUCAUUGGAGACAUCAAGAAACUCUAUUGGUCUCCGAUUAAAGUCAACGACAUCCGCUGGAACUUUGAGAAGUUUCUUAUCACUGCAGACGGGCUGCCAUACAGACGCUAUGACCUCAAUCACCCAUUUGAAGAGGUGGAGAAAGACAUAGCUAUGCUCCUCACUCUGCAAAACCUCAUUCUGUAGCUUCUAUGUCUCAACUGACCUCGGAUCAUCGCUAUAAAUACAACUUUAGAAAUAGUGAAGGGUUUCAUUAUUACCUGUAUAAUAUACAAAAAACACACUGACCAUAGCGGAGAAGAAGUCCAUCCAGAAGCCUUUACACUAGACCCCUUUUACACUGUGGAAAUAGGAAGUCAAUUUAUUAUAUAUUUCUGAGGAUUUGAUUCACCAUCACUGUGGAAAUGUGGAUUGCAAAAUAAGACUUUCACUUACAGUACGUUGACCAAAAUAGAUUUUCCAGAUCUGGAAAAAUACGUAAAUUCUGAAAAUAGUUCGAAACAAAAUAUGGACAAUUGGCUAACAAAAAGCCUCAAGACUCUAAGGUGGAUAUUCACUUAUUUUAAUGCAAUCCUUUUCCCUUUUCACUACACCAUUUAUAAGCUUUUUAAAAAUCCAAGAAAAGUAU